CCCGCCUCGCUUCCGCCGGUCGCCGCGCGCUCUUUACGUCGUGGAGUCCGUGCAGGAGGCAUUUCCGGCCAUUCAAACUCGUUUUAAGUCGCUCGGUGUGCCGGAGGGGUAGCAUUCAGUGUCCACUCGGACCCAAAGGGAGGCGGCGCCGCUAGGAUGAAGCUCGUGAGGUUUUUGAUGAAAUUGAGUCAUGAAACUGUAACCAUCGAAUUGAAGAAUGGGACCCAGGUCCAUGGAACAAUCACAGGUGUAGAUGUCAGUAUGAAUACACACCUUAAGGCUGUGAAAAUGACCUUGAAGAACAGAGAGCCUGUACAGCUGGAAACAUUGAGUAUCCGAGGGAACAAUAUUCGGUAUUUCAUUCUUCCAGACAGCCUGCCUCUGGAUACACUACUUGUGGACGUUGAACCCAAGGUGAAGUCUAAGAAGAGGGAAGCUGUUGCAGGAAGAGGUCGAGGCCGGGGAAGAGGACGAGGACGUGGCCGUGGCAGAGGGAGAGGGGGUCCUAGGCGAUAAUGUCUCUCAAGAUUACUGUUUCAAAGUGUUCGGCAAUUUGGGAUAUUUUUUGUACAGGUUUUGUUUGUUUGUCAGUUUUUAAUAAACUUAAAUGUGGGAUA
Molecule: messenger RNA, 617 nt
Organism: Jaculus jaculus (lesser Egyptian jerboa)
Lineage: Eukaryota; Metazoa; Chordata; Mammalia; Rodentia; Dipodidae
Gene: Snrpd1
Product: small nuclear ribonucleoprotein D1 polypeptide
Exons: 4
Coding region: 157-516 (119 amino acids)
Biological process (GO): RNA processing; spliceosomal snRNP assembly
Cellular component (GO): U5 snRNP; U1 snRNP; pICln-Sm protein complex
Molecular function (GO): RNA binding
Source: RefSeq, a predicted model, not a curated record